UUGGACUACGUAGUGUGCGAUGCACUAUGUUUGACGUACCCUAUGUAGUGCACUUGUAUAGGGGAUGUGUAGCAAUUUGGGACGCACCUUGGGACUAAGCUUGACACCUCGCUGUCAAUGUAUUUGCUAGCUUUCGUUGCCUUCCUUUAGCUUAGCCUGGUUAAAACCUUCUCUGUAAACACAGAGCUGUUCAGUGUUUGGUAAAUAUUUGGUAAAUAUUCCAAACUAGCCAUGUUUCCAGAUAUUUGUAUUUUUUCGCGUUGUUUGUAAGUAAAGGGGGUUCGGCUGUCACGGAUAAGAAGAAGCGCGUCGAGUGUUAAACCUGAACAUAUCAUAUGUGUCACCUGGAGGGCUGCGAUAAUGGCAGAUGACAAAGAUGUACUUCGAGAUGUGUGGUUUGGCCGGAUACCGGCGUGCUUCACGCUUUAUCCAGAUGAAGUCACAGAGAGAGAAGCCGAACCAUUUUAUCUUCUCCUUCCGAGGGUCAGUUAUCUGACGCUAGUGACCGACAAGGUCAAGAAGCACUUUCUGAAAGUCGUAAAAGCCGAAGAUGUAGAGGAAAUGUGGUUUGAAUAUGAAGGCACACCUCUGAAAUGGCACUAUCCAAUCGGAGUAUUAUUCGAUCUUCAUGCUUCAAAUACGGCUCUCCCCUGGAAUAUCACUGUGCACUUUAAGCAUUUUCCUGAUCGGGACUUGCUCCGCUGCUCCUCGAGCGCUGUGAUAGAAGCCCAUUUUAUGUCCACCAUUAAAGAAGCAGACGCAUUUAAGCACAAGGGCCAGGUCAUCAAUGACAUGCAGAAAAAAGAUCACAAGCAGCUGUGGAUGGGCCUGCAGAACGAUAAAUUUGACCAGUUCUGGGCCAUGAACCGCAAACUGAUGGAAUAUCCAACCGAAGAGGGCGGCUUUCGCUAUAUUCCUUUCAGAAUAUACCAGACGCUGAGCGACAGGCCGUUCAUCCAGAAGCUGUUCCGGCCUGUUUCUUCCGAAGGCCACGCUCUCACCCUGGGAGAUCUGCUCAAAGAGAUGUUCCCUGCUGCCAUGUGCCAGGAUGAUGAUCCAAAGAAAUACCAAGUGGUGAUUCACGGCAUUGAACCGCUGUUCGAGACGCCCAUCCAGUGGCUCAGUGAGCACCUGAGCCAUCCAGACAACUUCCUCCACAUCUGCAUCGUCCCGGCGCCGAGCGACUGAACCCUGAACUGCCCAGGUGGCCCAAGAAUGACUCUGCUGCUCCCAUCAUUGAAGAGGGACCCUUCCAGAAGAGUGUAUUCACUUUCUCACACUUCCUGCAUUAACAUUUGCCUACCUGGCCCGCCACCCCCACUGCUAUGAGAUUGGUGGAAUGGAAAUAUUGUUCCUUUCUUAUGCAUGCCAUAGGGAUGUAUAUUACACGUUUACUGUCUCAAUAUCCAAGUAUUACCUUGGUAUUUUUAUGUAACAAAUUAGCCUACUAGUGACUACAGUGUGCUCAGAAAUGUUGCCAUUAUCUCUUUUUUCAGAUGAGAUUCAAAUAUUUUCUCCACACUAAGUUUACUAUGCUAACUAACCUUUUUACAUCCCUGGUAUGCAUCUCUCUCCCUCCCUCUUUCUUUCUCUCUCUCUCUCUCUCUCUCUCUUUCUGAUGAGCUCUCUUUACAUGUUGCCUUAGAACUCACUCAUCUUCACACUGGCAUGAUGAGGCACACUCCUGAUUUUGUCCUGGUUUUGCUGAGUGACAGGUAUCCCUGGGUCAGAAAGGCCAGAGCUUAAGUUUUGAUCAGCCAGUCGCCACUAGCCUUUGUUUUCAUUUUGUCAGCUCAUUACGGUGCUCUCAAUAAAAUAAUGAUGUCCACAAUAAACCGUUAAACACUGCACUUAAUGUUAAGGUCUAACAUUAAGUAGCUAUGCUUGCUUUUAUAAUGUGUAAUCAAAACUAGUAACAAGGUUUACUAGAAUGCAAGCUAGCAUUAGGAAACAAACAAUAAAUUUAUUAGCUAGCCAAGUGAAAGCUCCAAUGUCCUUGCCCAGUCCCAUGUAUUUAUUUCCUAGAAACCGAACAGUUAGCUAGUUAUGUGCAACAAUACACGCAAAGUGAGACGAAUGACAAAAAAGAGAAGAGAAGAGGAGAUGGCGCUUAUUUCGAACUUGACAAAAAGUCACUAUGUUGUUGGUGAUAUUUUGGAUAUGAGAUUGUGUUCAAUACUCGCGUCGCAGGUAAAAAUAUUAAUUGUGUCAGGCUAGCGUGUUUAUUUUUAGUUUGAUGUCUUUACUCGUGAGAUGACUGCGUUGUUAGCAAGAAAAUUAUAUGACAACUUUGUUCUGAAAUUUCAACAGUGUUUCCACAUACCUGCAUGCUGCUGACUCAGAAAAGAUCGUCCGUCAUCUGCGUAAAGCAAUUAAUCCGAAGAAACGUGAAACAUGCACUAUAGUUACGGCAUUGAGGUGCAUGAAGUCAAUAAAGUCAACAUUUAAAUAUGCUUACAAAAUGAAAAGUUUUGUUUUGCAAAGUCAACAGGGAGUAGGGUUUAUUUUCUUUUUCAAGUCGGUGAAUCUACAUGCCUGUCAACUAUUAAUAAAAACCUGUUUGUCCCAGGUACUCAGGUUACUCAUAUAUCCACCCAUGUAUUAUAGUGAUGCCAUACGAUCAAGUUUGUGAUUGGCUGUUCAAAUAUGCAUUAAGCUCUGCCCUCGUUUCCCCAGGGACGCCUGUGAUUCUGCAAAAUGAGGAUGCACAUCGGUGCACAUUUUGCAGUAUUUACAGCAGCUAACUAACACACUAUUUAUUCAUUUAGAUCUUCCCUUAGAACUUGGUUAAUUAUCAUGAACCACUAAACCCAGCAUCUCUGGGGUGGGAAGUUAUUACCAAUGUUUUAUAGGUGCAUGCAGGGGGUUGAAAGAGAUUUGAAAAUUGCAAAUGGAAUUAUGUCCAAGUUGUGGUCACAAACUGUCAUUGCUCAAUUCCUGUGUGUAGGCUCAGUCUGGGAGCAGAAAUGUCAUUCAGACAGGUGAUUUGCAUAAAAAAAUAACUAAUCCAAACUAUUAUAACAUCUUACAAAUAUAAAGACAUACGUUCUUGUGUCUUGGUUUUUUUUUGUUUGUUUUGGUUUGGGUUUUUUUUGUUUUGUUUUGUUUUUAUAAAUAAAAACGACAGCCUGUUCUUCGUCUGUUGUGGUUAACACUGGAUGUCUGUCAUAAGGGAACUGCCCCAUAAUCUCCUGAUUGGAAGCGCAGUACAUAUAGAGAUUUAUUACAUUUAACACAUUUUAGCUGAUACAGUACAAUAUCUAAACAGCUCUGAUUAUACAACCGCUAGACAGAACUGUUUAGGCUGGCAACAUUUGUUUGUGUUUAUUUCGUUCGGAGGGGACGUGACGGAGGAGGUUGGAGCAGGGAGCAGACGAUUAGCAGCUGAGAGUGAUUAUUUGCUUAUAGGAAUAAGUGAGUGUACACUCGCAGACAGAUGGGGAGAGCAAAUACUCAAACCACACCAGGUCACUUCUCAGCAAACUGACUGGAAGACCUGGGGCUUCGGAUCUUUGAAAUGUUUGUGUUGGGGGAUUUUUUUUUUUUUUUUUUUAUUGGACUCCAGAUGUGUGCAGUGAUUGUAAUUAAUCUGCUGAAAUGUCGAUACUGAAAUCUCCACAUUCUUUCAGAACAAAUGUGAUCAAACGAAUCUUUCUUUCUUUUUUCAUGCAGUGGCUUGCUUUUCUGUCUUUUGCUACUUAAAAAGUGCUUAAUAUAUAAUUAAAACAAUAUUUUGUAACUAA
Pangasianodon hypophthalmus (striped catfish) is the source of this 3743-nucleotide messenger RNA. It is a transcript of the gene atg5, whose product is annotated as ATG5 autophagy related 5 homolog (S. cerevisiae). Gene Ontology annotation, biological process: autophagosome assembly; autophagy of mitochondrion; C-terminal protein lipidation. Bases 361 to 1188 code for a protein of 275 amino acids. The transcript is spliced from 8 exons. Gene Ontology annotation, cellular component: Atg12-Atg5-Atg16 complex; phagophore assembly site membrane; cytoplasm. The record is from RefSeq and is a predicted model, not a curated record. NCBI's taxonomy places the organism in Eukaryota, Metazoa, Chordata, Actinopteri, Siluriformes, Pangasiidae.